AAACAGCAGCAGCAGCAGCAGCAGCAGCAGAGUGAGGAAGGGAAGUGAGAUCUGCCUAACACACACGUCUGACGAGCAGCAGAUUAUAAUCCUCCUCACAGGUCAGAUCUCACGAUGGCUCAAGGCUGCCUCAAGUGUUUGAAGUUCGUCAUGUGCAUCGCCAACUUGUUCUGUUUUGUGUGCGGCGUGUCAGUGAUCGGCUUGGGCGUCUACAUGAUGAUGACCUUGCACGAGUUCACGCUGCUGAUGAUCAACGGCAAAGUGGCACACAUGCUGCUCAUCAGCGGCAUCGUCAUCACCUGCAUCUCCUUCCUGGGCUUCCUGGGAGCGCUGAAGGAGAACCGCUGUCUGCUACUCAUGUACUUCCUGCUGUUGUUCCUCCUGAUGUUGGUGGAGUUGACUGCAGCCUGUUUACUCCUCAUGUAUGAGGAUCAGAUUGCGCCUACGGUGGAAAAGGAGCUGACUGAACAACUGAAAAAAGCUCGAGGACAAGCAGGAAACUCCACCAGUGAGCGGCGGGACCUGGUUCAGACUCAAGUGAGCGGGUGGUGGGACCCUAUUCAGACUCAGCUGGACUGCUGUGGAGUCUACAACGUGUCGGACUGGAAGAACGAGGUGCCGAAGUCGUGCUGCCAGACAACUUGUGACGUCCCCAAACUGCCAUACAGAGAGAAGGGUUGUUUUGACGCUCUGAAGACGCAGUUUGAAGAUAAUUUUCUCAACAUUGGAAUCUCUGUCAUUGUUAUCUGCAUCGUGGAGGUUCUGGGGAUGUGUUUCGCGAUGACGCUCUUCUGCCACAUCAGCAGAUCCGGACUCGGUUAUAAAUUAUAAAAGAGCGAUGAUGUAACCGCUGUCGCUCCCGGACUGGCAAAUGUACGAGGACGCCUGAGGAUUCUGAUGAAAACAUUGUUACCACGGCAACGACAGUGACCCUCAGCGAAACGCGUCACUAAAUAAAUGAUAGUGUUAAAAUACAAUAAUGUAAAUAAAUUUAUUUUAGAUGAAGACGUUGAUUUUAAACAUUAAGAUUUUAUAUUUUAACAUUAAGAAUCAACAUUUGACAGAGAACUAUGUUUAGUCUCAUUUUUAUUUAGUACAUAGUUUUGUUUGAAGAUAUUGCUGUAACGUUAUUUUGUCAGUGUUUGUCUGCGUUACAUUAACCCACACACUUUUAUAAAUGUUAAAAUGCUGUAAUACAGUAUAAACCUCAGUGACUCGUCGCCAUUUACUCUGAUCAUCAGUGUUUCCUGUCUUAAGUGUGUGCUUCACUGAUCGGUGGUGAAAACAUGAAUUUUUAACCACUUCCUCUUUAAACUCUGCUCAACCUUCACUCGCUUCCUAAAACCUCACUCACUCAUCAGUUUCAUCAGUAACACAAAAGUGUUUCUAAAUUAGCACUUUUUAAAUUAACUUAAGGGAAAAACCAUUUUCAUCAUGAAACCAAAACCAGGCUGGAAAUAACUUACAUUCUCGAAUAGAUUUGAAUCAUUUACUUAAUUUGAGGAAAAAGUCUGAAUUCUGACUUUUUUUUCUCAAAUUGUGACUUUUAGUUUAUGCUUAGAAUUCUGAAUUAACUCAGAACUACCAGAAUUCAGACUUUAAGUUGACUAUAAAAUUCUAACUUUAACUUACUCAUAAUCAUGACUUUUUUUAAAACUUUA
Messenger RNA from Solea solea (common sole), 1661 nucleotides. Its product is annotated as leukocyte surface antigen CD53-like. The transcript has 8 exons. The coding region runs from base 115 to 831 and encodes 238 amino acids. Lineage: Eukaryota; Metazoa; Chordata; Actinopteri; Pleuronectiformes; Soleidae. Gene Ontology annotation, cellular component: membrane. The record is from RefSeq and is a predicted model, not a curated record.